AUGGAAACAGAAAUGAGCAUGUGUGGAAAUGAAAUUCUCCAACAACACAUCUGUUUGAAGAGAAAUCUUUCAGCAGCUCUCGGCUGCAUCUCAGAAGAGCACCACACGCCCAGUUGGUUCACCAAGGAAGAAGCUACACCUCGAGAAGAAAGCAGCAAAUCCUCAGCGUCUCCUUGCCUUGAAGAAGCAUCUGAGGCAUCGGUGGAAUCAAUUAGAAUCGUUCAGAUCUUCGCCUCUGGCGAUUCAAAUUUGGAAAGCAGGAUAUGUUCGGGGGAAGUCCUGGUGGAUGAAGCACAGCAAAGCAAUUGCAGCAUCUGCUGCAGUACCUUUCUGAACAAAAUGGCAGUGGUCAUCUUCAUGCUCUUACUGACCAUUGCUGUACUGCUUGGCGGUUUGGUAACACUGGUUGUCGUCUAGGGCUGCAAGCGCUUCUGCAGCCUUCAGGGUUAUCUGAAGGCUUCUCUGGCAGUGGCGGACCUGGCUGUAGGCGUGAUGGGUGUCCCAUUUUCCGUCGACGUGGAGUGAGAGGUGGGUACUUUAUUCAGCGACUAUUUCCAGCUGUGCACAGUGGUUGGGACGGUCUACACGGGCUACACUCUGGUCUCCAUCAGUACCAUCCUUCUGCUGACCGUGGAAAGAAGCGUCGCCAUUCUGAAGCCCCUUCAGAAAGAGGCAAUGAUUACCAGGAAGAGAACAUUGUCUCUAAUCAGCAUCUCCUGCCUGGCCAGUUUCUUCCUUGUCCCUUCUGAUACUUUUAGCGAGCAGAUCGUGCCCCAGUAUAACCUGUGCAGUCGUAUAUGUAACUUCGCCUUGGUGACCGGUAGGUUACCUCAGAAUGGCUGGGACGUUCUGCUGCUUUCCCCAGCUUUCCAUUUCACGUUGCUGGGAGGGACGGUGGCGAUAAACAUUUUAUCCUUCAGCAGUAUUCGGCAAUAUUCCAAACAGAGGAAACUUCUGGCGAAAAGCAAUUUGCUCCUACGCUCAUCUCCCGAUAUCAAAUCUGCAAAAACCAUAGCGACUCUGACCCUCGCUUUCACAGCGUCAUUCAGUUCCAUCGCUGUGUUCGUGGUAGGAAACGUCCUGGGUAUCAAAUGGUGUGACUUCUCGUUCUUCGCCUUUUGGAUCCUGCCUUCAAGCAGUUGCUGGAACGUAAUCAUUCACAACGUUAGAUAUCAGAAAUUCAGACCACGGGCUCUGGAGCUACUGUAUCGACCAGGUAGCUGA
Carcharodon carcharias (great white shark) is the source of this 1224-nucleotide messenger RNA. Its product is annotated as probable G-protein coupled receptor 63. The record is from RefSeq and is a predicted model, not a curated record. Gene Ontology annotation, biological process: G protein-coupled receptor signaling pathway. Gene Ontology annotation, cellular component: membrane. Gene Ontology annotation, molecular function: G protein-coupled receptor activity. NCBI's taxonomy places the organism in Eukaryota, Metazoa, Chordata, Chondrichthyes, Lamniformes, Lamnidae.